Messenger RNA from Emiliania huxleyi CCMP1516, 2259 nucleotides. RefSeq lists its product as hypothetical. The record is from RefSeq and is a predicted model, not a curated record. Gene Ontology annotation, molecular function: sulfotransferase activity. NCBI's taxonomy places the organism in Eukaryota, Haptophyta, Isochrysidales, Noelaerhabdaceae. The transcript has 9 exons. Gene Ontology annotation, cellular component: membrane. The coding region runs from base 1 to 2259 and encodes 752 amino acids.
AUGGUCCCUCGGUCGGUUGAGGUCGCCGCCCUCCUCGUGCCUCUUCCCAACGUUCCCUCGGCGGUCGAUGCCGUCUGGUCCGCCUCCGCCGUCCCCGGGCAGGCGCCGCUAAGCACGUGCGCCAUUGUCGCUCUAGGCGGGUUCUCAUCUUCCUCGGUCCAUUGCUGCGCGGCUUUCCGCACGACUGGACACAGCGGGUCUCGCUUUAGUGCCGCCCUCCUCGCCGCGUCCCUCGCGGCCUUACAGACGAGGCAGCCCCUGAGUUCGCUCCUCGUGGCGGCGCCCUAUGUGGCUCUUACGUACAAACCCGCACUCUUCUUUUGGUUCACGAAAGACUUGCGUCCCGCGACUACGCGCCAAAAAGCACGCAAGUGCCCCCAGCCUCGGUCGCUCCGGGACGGCGCAAUGCCGCAGGGCCCGGCAAAGGAGUUCCUCUUCAUCGGGGAGGCGAUGGUCACAGAGAAAAAUGGAGUCAAGGAGAUCAAGGAGGGAGCCUGCGUGCUGGAUCUUUGCGCCGCGACGACAUACCAUCCGCUUGUAGCUUUGACGGCAACCGAGGAGAAGUACUUGGCCAUCUGGAGCGGAGACUCAGUCGAAUACAAGCCCGGGCCGUCAAAAAUGUUUACCAGCCCCGACGGCAUGUGCCCCUUGACUGGCAAGAAGGUCGAGCUUUGCGAUAAAAUCUCGCUGCCUACGGCGCAGCAUUUUGUCGUCGAGUAUAUGGGUGCCACGCCUACCACCGUGUCCGGCCCUGCUCUGUACAUGCCACCGGCGGGCAAGAAGGUCGCAACCUUCAUGUGGACCGAUCCGAUGACGGGAAAGGCAAAGUCAAAGCCCUUCACCACAUUCUUCUCGGGCGCGCAAACGAUGAAGAUCCUAGUCAAGGAUCUGCCGGACCGGCUGGCGGGUGCUGUCGAUGUUGAGUUCAUCGUCUUUUUGUCGGACAAGGUCGUGCCAGAUGCGAUCGGGGAGCUCAUCGCGUACAUAAAGUCGGACGCGGAGAUAUGGCUGGCGAAGGGCAACUCGUUCCUUCCGGGUGUCAGCAGCAGCGGCGGCGGCUACCUGUGGAACAAGACUGGCCAAGCCGGCUCGGCAUUUGGCUUCGUCGUGACGGACGUCAUCACCGCAUCUGUCCAGACGCCCGACUUCAACAGCAUGACGCCAGAGGCACAACUGGAGCUUGCUGCGCUCGCCAAGAAGUUGAAGAUCGAGACUGCGCUCUCUGGUAUGCUCGCCAAGCAAGAGAUCUACCUUGCGGGGGAGUACGCGCGCAGUCAAAACCAGGUCAAGGCCUACAGCGAAUAUGCCGCCGCGGAGAUCAAGGCUAGGGCUCGAAUGGCGGCUUUGGCGAAAGGAUCGGGCGGCUCAGAUACCAACUACCACAAGAUAGUGAGCAUUGGGCCUCCGAUGCUCAACUUUGUUGCGGCAACAAAGACGUCUCUCAAGUUCAUCCACAUCACCAAAACGGGUGGCACGACAAUCGAGAACCUCUUCAAGCAACACGGGCAUGCAGUUGGACGGUUCCACAGCGAGUACGGGAGAUGGCACGAGCCUUUUGGCGACAAGCCCACGAGCCUUCGCACCAAGCACGACUGGUUCACCGUCGUGCGCGACCCGUAUGAGCGAGUUCUGUCCGAGUUCCAUUGCAAAUACGCCGGGUAUGGCGGGAGCCUUUUGCAAUCCGGGCUGCACGGAGCAUUUAUGGCCGGUAUGGCAAUGCUCGAGUCGUCUGGGCAGGGUGGACUGACAGUGGGGGGCGCCAACCGAUUCAUCCGUCGCCAGAUCAAGCAUCGAGGGAAAGGGCUAGACUGGCACUACAUGCCGCAGUAUGUCUAUCUGACUGCAGCAUCCGGUGUGCGCCUGCGUGUCAUCCGUUUCGAGCACCUCCGGGAGGAGUUGAACCGGCUGCUUGCCGAGUACGGGCUGCCCUUCCAGCUGGGCGGCAGGCGCGACAACGCCGCAUUGGGACAGAAGCGCUUGACCGUCGAGGAUCUGGAUGCAGAGACGAUCGCUCUCAUCAACCACGUCUACCGCCGCGACUUUGAGCUCCUCGGCUACCCACUCCGUGCCCCCAAGCUGAGCCGACCCGCCGCCCCAGCCGAUGCGCCCAGCCGAGCCAUCGCACGCAGUCUCGCCAAGACUGUCAGCGACCUCAACGGGCGGAACGAGGUGUGCGAGAUGCUCAAGCGCCUCAUCGACGAGCAAGACACUGACGCGAGGCGUGAGGUCAUCCGGAGAUCCACAAGUUUUAGGGCAUAG